Molecule: messenger RNA, 1734 nt
Organism: Lodderomyces margitis
Lineage: Eukaryota; Fungi; Ascomycota; Pichiomycetes; Serinales; Debaryomycetaceae
Exons: 1
Coding region: 1-1734 (577 amino acids)
Cellular component (GO): U2AF complex; commitment complex; U2-type prespliceosome
Molecular function (GO): pre-mRNA 3'-splice site binding; poly-pyrimidine tract binding
Source: RefSeq, a predicted model, not a curated record
AUGUCAAAUCCACCACCAAACGGUUAUUCGCGAAGGGGAAAUUAUGGUGAUACUAACAGGAAUUCAUCAGCACGCUCAGGUGCAUCGAUCCGAUCUCGCAACUCACACAGUGGAAACACACAACGGUAUUCAAGUUCAAAUUCGCACUAUGAUGGAUAUUAUCCUCCUCGGCAAGGAGUGAGAUCAAACGAUGGAGGAAACAGCUAUGAAGCAUAUGCAUACAGGGAUCGUGGGAAAGAAAGGUACGCUGAUGCCCCCACUCAGCCAAGCUCGCAUCAUGGUGACUCUUACAGACCGAGGAGUAACAAAAGAAGAUACGAUGAGUACCAAGGAAGCUCGUAUAGGUCUUAUAAUACGCGAAGGGUAGAUCAUUAUGAUGCUAAUAAUAGAGCUGAAACACGCAACUUCCAGGAAAGCUACUACACCCAACCAGAAACAAAAAUGUCUAAAGCUGAAAUUGAAGACCGCAUCCAACAAUUGGAACUCCAUUUAAAGAAUUUAAACGAUGCACAGCCUUUGAAUCAGAUCAAGGUCAUUGAUUCACGUUGGGGCGUCAAAGCAAAGGGUUUUGAAAAAGUGAGUGCCCCAAGGGCAAAAUUGUCAGGAUUAUUUCCGUUACCGGGCUUCCCCCGUCCCGUUGACUUUACGAAGCUUGAAGGCUUGGUUAAAGACAGACUUCUGAAUAGUAAUGAUAUCUUGAAUGAGACAAGCAGAAUCGACCCCAUUGAUUCAAGAGUAGCCAAGACCUUAAUCAUCAAUGACAUUGGAACUAUUAAUUACAUGAAGAUUGUGGAAUUUUUCAAUGAUUAUUUGAGAAUGAUUGAUUUUGAACAGAGCUCGAGUAAUAAUAUACACAGUAAAAGGAAGUUGAAGGACGACAAGACAUUGAUUAUUGAAUUUAACAAUAGUGAGUGUGCGACAAUUGUAUAUUCACUUAAUGGUACAGAGUUACUAUUCAAUGCCUACAAAGAGGAUCAUAUUGAUCGACGGGAAGUAAGCGACAAGUUUAGACUCCAAAUAUCUAGACCAAACGAGUAUGUUGUUCAAGAUGAAGCGACAACAUCGGAUGAGGUGCAAGAAGCUAUCAAAGACAGUCCAAGAAAAAUAUCGCUUAUUGUUUCAACCAGUGUUUCACCUGAUGACGCAAGCGAACAACUCCUGGCCCUAGCGCCUCUAUAUGGAAUGCAGUAUUUCCGACAAAAAGGCACAAAAGACCCGUUAGGAUUAAUUUUUGUCGAAUUCAAACUGAAUGAUCAAGGAAUACUUGAGAAAUUAAAGCAGCUAUCCUUUGUAACAAAUGCGUUUUACUCAUGCAUUCCACGUUUGGAAACUCCGAUACAAAAGGGGCCCAUUAACUACGACACCUUGCCCAAAUUGGUAAACAACGAACUAGUCCAAGCUAGAGCAAGCUCAAGAGUUGUUCAACUACUAAAUGCAGUUUCACUAAAGGACUUGAAGGAUGAUUCGAAUGUGCGGUUUUUGUACAAUGACAUGAAAAAUGAGGCAUCGCAAUUUGGAACGGUGGUGUCGAUAAAAAUUCCACUACCUGCUAAUGAUUUUACCCCCGGGUUACAGCAAUUGAAUGUUUCUGGAUUAGGAAAGAUAUUUAUUGAGUUUGAUGACGAGAACUCGGCGUUGAAGGCCAUUAUGGAGCUCUCUGGAAGGCUGUACAAUGAUCGCACAGUGCUUGCCACAUACUUUGAUUAUGAAGAUUAUAAAAGGAAUGUUAUAUAG